AUGCCUGCCGAUGCUUUAGUCUGUAGUCAAGCGUAUCGUCGAGGUGUUAAGGAGCCAUCAGAUGAAGAGAUUCCUCAGUACGAGUGGGAAGAAUUCGAUAGGUAUUUGUAUAGGAAUUGCUCCAAUUACAAACGUUAUCUUAAAGAUAAGGGUGCGUCGGCGGGUUACCUUGCGGAAGAACGCAAAAAGGAGGUAAAGGAGGAAGCCAAAAAAGUAGCAAUCAUGCUAGCCUUCGACCAGCUAAGCUCGGACGAGCAGGAUAUCUUCUUGACCGGAAAGAUACAAAGGGGGUCUGGCAAUGAAUGUCAAAAGUCUAGAAAUCUGGAUGAUGAUUUCGAAGAGCUAGGAAUCUGA
Molecule: messenger RNA, 354 nt
Organism: Botrytis byssoidea
Lineage: Eukaryota; Fungi; Ascomycota; Leotiomycetes; Helotiales; Sclerotiniaceae
Exons: 1
Coding region: 1-354 (117 amino acids)
Source: RefSeq, a predicted model, not a curated record